Molecule: messenger RNA, 1455 nt
Organism: Plutella xylostella (diamondback moth)
Lineage: Eukaryota; Metazoa; Arthropoda; Insecta; Lepidoptera; Plutellidae
Gene: Taldo
Product: transaldolase
Biological process (GO): pentose-phosphate shunt, non-oxidative branch; carbohydrate metabolic process; pentose-phosphate shunt
Cellular component (GO): cytoplasm; intracellular anatomical structure
Molecular function (GO): transaldolase activity
Source: RefSeq, a predicted model, not a curated record
UCAAAUUCAACUGGGGUCACCUUCAAGUUGGAAGUUGGUGUUUUCUACCGAUUUCACCGCACACUAUCACUGUGUUGUAUUCACGGUCUAUAGCACUUACACUUCAGUUUCAUAAAACAUUUCAGUAUGAGUGGUGAGCCCCAAGCGAAACGUACCAAAAUGAGUGCUCUGGACCAAUUGAAGCAAUAUUCGACGGUGGUAGCCGACACCGGGGACUUUGAAGCUAUGAAAGCUUACAAGCCAACAGAUGCGACCACCAACCCGAGUCUCAUUCUGUCGGCUGCGGCCAUGGAGCAGUACCAGCACAUCCUGGACAAGGCCAUCAAACACGGCAAGGACAGUGGCAGCACUGUUGAGGAGCAGGUUGCAGAGACCUUGGACAUGUUGAGUGUGCUGUUUGGGUGUGAAAUACUGAAGAUCAUCCCUGGCCGAGUUUCAGUGGAAGUUGAUGCAAGAAUUUCCUUUGACAAGGAUGCCAGCAUUGCAAAGGCAAUCAAACUUAUUAACAUGUUUGCUGAGUUUGGAAUCAAGAAGGAGCGAAUUCUCAUCAAAUUGGCUUCCACUUGGGAGGGCAUCCAGGCAGCUAAAGAGUUGGAGAAGAAGCACGGCAUCCACUGCAACCUGACGCUGCUGUUCUCCAUGGCCCAGGCCAUCGCCUGCGCCGAGGCUCACGUCACCCUCAUCUCACCCUUCGUCGGACGCAUUCUUGACUGGUAUGUCGAGCACACAAAGAAGACGUACGAGCCUAAGGAGGACCCCGGAGUCCUGUCCGUCACGAGAGUCUACAACUACUACAAGAAGUUUGGCUACAAGACACAGGUGAUGGGCGCGUCGUUCCGCAACACGGGCGAGAUCCGCGAGCUGGCGGGCUCGGACCUGCUCACCAUCAGCCCCAAGCUGCUGCAGGAGCUCGCCGCCAGCGACACGCCGCUCAAGCGGGUGCUCGACCCCAAGGUGGCCGCCCAGAGCGACCUUGAGAAGAUCAGCCUGACCGAGGCGAUGUUCCGCUGGCAAAUGAACGAGGACCAGAUGGCCACCGACAAGCUGUCCGAUGGCAUCCGCAAGUUCGCGGCCGACACCAGGAAACUGGAGUCUCUCAUCAAAGGACUCAUGGCUAAGAAGUAAAAAGUUUACGCAUUGAUUGGAUUCUUCUUCUUGGAUUGGUUAAUUUAUACUUCGUACUUAAUUGUACCGAUAAUUGAUUUUUUUUUUGUUUUCAAAAGUGAUAUUUUUUGGCUCAGUUUUAUACAAAUUGUUUUUUAUGUGUUAAGUUUAGCUAUAAAGCAUGUUUGUAAUUUAAGUACAAAUGUAUGUUUGUAGCGCAUUCACAAACCCGUGUGGGACCAUUAUUGCAUUGUUAAUACAUUCCUAUAUAUUUUUUGAUUCCUGUUGUUUAUAUUGGGUGUAAUGGUGCAUCAGAUUUCUAUUAGUAAAUAAAAAAACUUUUUUGCAACA